This is a messenger RNA of Sitodiplosis mosellana (orange wheat blossom midge), 489 nucleotides long. Its product is annotated as gustatory receptor for sugar taste 64f-like. Gene Ontology annotation, biological process: detection of chemical stimulus involved in sensory perception of taste; sensory perception of sweet taste. The transcript is spliced from 3 exons. Gene Ontology annotation, cellular component: membrane. The record is from RefSeq and is a predicted model, not a curated record. Gene Ontology annotation, molecular function: sweet taste receptor activity. NCBI's taxonomy places the organism in Eukaryota, Metazoa, Arthropoda, Insecta, Diptera, Cecidomyiidae. Bases 1 to 489 code for a protein of 162 amino acids.
AUGUCCCAAGAAUAUUGGGCGUAUAGACGAGAGCAAUACAGGCGGUUAUGUGAUUUGGUCGAUACAUUCGAUGAAAAAAUAAGCCAUUUUGUUUUGCUUUGUUAUUGGAACCAUUUAUUCUUCAUCUGCAAGCAACUAUUUUUGAACUUAAGGCCACAACCAACCUACUAUCGCAUGAUAUACUUCUGGUACUCUUUCAUUUUCCUCAUGAUGCGUGCAUUUUUCGUGUCAUUCACUGCGGCUGGCAUCAACGAUGAAUCCACAAAACCUAUUGAUAUUUUACGAUCGAUGUCAUCUUAUUCGUGGAACAUUGAAGCGAGACGCUUUUUUGAUGAUGUGACGAAUGAAACGAUUGCCUUGUCUGGAAUGAGAUUUUUUUUCAUAACUCGAAAAAUGAUUUUGAGCGUAAUUGGAACCAUCGUCACAUACGAGAUUAUUAUGAUGCAAUUCCAUUCCAGUAACUCUUACGUAGCAGUUUGUCAAUCUUAA